AUGUGCCGCACUAAAGCCCGCGUCGAGCCGCGUGCCCAAGCACUGGAACAAACCCUAACUCCUACCCCCGCAUCCAAGAUGGUUGCCCAACGGCAACGAUCCAGUUCAUGUAGCAGCCGCCGCCACCUCGCCGGCUCUCUCAUGUUCCUCGCGACGACCGCCUUCGCGCUCCUCCUCCCCCGCUCGUCGCCCCUCAGCUAUGGCAUCGUUAUUGACGCCGGCAGCACGGGGAGCCGCGUCCACGUCAUCACCUACCACGCGGGCGCGCUCCUGCAGCUGGAUUGGUCGCGCACGUCGUCACUGAAGGCCACCCCUGGUUUGUCCUCGUUCGCAGCCGACCCAGGCAGCGGGGGCCUGUCGAUCGCCCCGCUAUUGGAGUUCGCAAGGCGGCACGUGCCGCGGGAUAGUUGGGUUCACACCGAGGUGCGACUCAUGGCCACGGCCGGAGUCCGUCUGCUUGAUGUCACGACUGCUGAAGCGAUCAUGGAGUCAUGCAGGGAGCUGCUUCGGGGGUCAGGCUUCCGUUUCCAGGAUCAGUGGGCCACUAUGAUCUCAGGAGCUGAUGAAGGGAUUUAUGCAUGGGUUGCGGCAAAUUAUGCAUUGGGUACUCUCGGUGGUGCUAGACAAGAUACUACUGGGAUAAUUGAGCUUGGUGGGGCUUCUAUUCAGAUAACGUUCGCCACCGAUAAACCUAUGCCUCCGGAGUUCUCCCACGUGUUCAAGUUCGGCGAUAUCACAUAUAACCUGUACAGCCACAGUUUUCUACAUCUUGGUCAGAAUGUAGCAUAUGAAUCACUCCAUGAUUUGCUGAGCACACCCCUUAAAUCAAUGUCCACACAUUUAAUUCAUCAAGCUACAUACAGAGAUCCUUGCACCCCAAGGGGAUUUUCACGCAUGGCGGGACCAGUUAAACUUCCCGCUAGUGUUCUCGAGUCCAAGGCUGACUACAAACAUUUUGCUCAUGCGGUUGGCAACUUCUCCGAGUGUAGAUCUGUGGUGAGAACAUUAUUGCAGAAAGGACAAGAGGAAUGUAUAUAUCAUGAUUGUCGUCUGGGAGCAGCAUUUGUACCAGACCUGGAAGGAAAAUUCUUAGCAACCGAGAAUUUCUACCAUACCUUGAAGUUCUUUGGGCUCCGUUCGAAGUCUUUUCUUUCUGAUUUGAUGCUGGCUGGAGAGCAAUUUUGCCAUGGGGACUGGUCAUCAAACAUUAAAAGGAAGUACCGGUCUUUCAAUAAGGGGGAACUGCUCCUUUUUUGCUUCUCCUCAGUGUAUAUUGUGGCCUUACUGCAUGAUACUCUAAAAGUGCCCAUGGAUCAUAAGAACAUUGAUGUUACAAAUCAAAUUCGGGGUGUGCCAGUUGACUGGGCAUUGGGCGCUUUCAUUGUGCAGAAAAACUAA
Molecule: messenger RNA, 1398 nt
Organism: Triticum turgidum subsp. durum (durum wheat)
Lineage: Eukaryota; Viridiplantae; Streptophyta; Magnoliopsida; Poales; Poaceae
Source: the annotation of a GenBank genome assembly